GGCUAACCAGUAGCUGCUGCCACCGCUUGCUGUCGUAAUGUUAGAAAGCCGAGCUGGGACGGACUGCCGUGGGAAGGCGGUGGCUUGCGCUACUCUUGCUAAAACAUUUGGAUAAGGCUUGUGUUUCAUCAUGCGGCGAGGGGAGCACGUUCCACAGGCUUUUCAGGCCCCAGUGGACGUCCAUGCUAGUGCAGAUGGCCAGGUGUAUAUGUUCAAGAGGAGGCCGAAUGAGUCGGCUGCAUCCUCCGACGACGAGGAGCUCAACAUCAUGGAGAUGAGGCCGCGAAUUUUCCGAGAGCAGGAGCAGGACAGACUGAGGAAUGUCCAGCUGCUGGAGCGUAAGGUGUUAGAUGGUGACAAUCUUAACAAGCUUGCACUACAAUAUGGCUGUAAGGUGGCAGACAUAAAACGGGUAAACAACCUCAUGCAGGAACAAGAUUUAUUUGCGCUGACAUCCAUCAAAAUACCAGUUCAGAAACACAGCCUUUUAACAGAGACUUACACAGACCUAAGUGACCCUCAAGAAGAGAUGCCACAUUCAUCUACCACCAGAGUGAAGCCUCAUGACAGAGCCAGAGCCCAACCGCAUCUACAGGAGGUCACAGAAUUUCUAAUGGAGGUGGAUAAUGAUAUUGAGAAACUGAUACAGACAACGAAUGAUCAAGACGAGGAUUUCUUGGAUAACUCAGAAAAAGAGCAAAGGUUUGGUUUCAGAGGACAGGGCCUGGCCAGUCAUGGUGCAGACUGGGGAAUCCAGUGGUGGAAUGCUGUCGUUGCCAUGCUCCUGAUAGGCAUCGUCCUGCCAUUAUUUUAUGUAAUUUAUUUCAAAACAAAAGAUAACUCACCAAUAGAGGGUAGUGAUUCUUUACAUUCAUCCGUCACCUCUUCUAACAACUCGGGGACGGGCCUCACUGCAAGAGGACCUGAGAAUUCUCAAGAACCAGGAUAGUGCAGACUUGAAUUUCAGAGAACCAGCAAUCAUUUUAUUAAGUCUGUUGGGUUAGAUGGUCUCAGAAGUAUGUGACAAUCAAGAUAAAGCCAAAUCCCUUAAAGUGUUAGCUCUGUGCAAUACCACUAUGUGUCUAUUUCAUACCGGUGAAUUUUACCUUAUACUAUAACUGUGAUGGUUGAUGCAGACACUUCUGUGGUUGCAUUGAAGAUUGAAGUGAAGUAGCUGCACACUGUAUUGAUUUUGUGACAGCGUAGGGCACCAGGAUUUCAUACAGCUUUUGCAGUGUACAGUUUUCUGAAAUAUUACUCUUGGUACAGUGGAUUUCUGAUCCUGUUUUCUUUGCAAAACCUCUUGAUGUUUGUUAGAAUCACAGUUCUUCAGGUGCUCCUCACAUGGCACAAAAAAAAAAAAAUUGAAAAAAGGUGCUUUUGUUUAGGCUUCAUCAUGACCUGCCCUUCUGCCACUGUCA
Toxotes jaculatrix (banded archerfish) is the source of this 1421-nucleotide messenger RNA. RefSeq names its product LysM, putative peptidoglycan-binding, domain containing 4 (gene lysmd4). The coding region runs from base 131 to 949 and encodes 272 amino acids. The record is from RefSeq and is a predicted model, not a curated record. NCBI's taxonomy places the organism in Eukaryota, Metazoa, Chordata, Actinopteri, Toxotidae. The transcript has 3 exons.